This is a messenger RNA of Diachasma alloeum, 17202 nucleotides long. RefSeq lists its product as uncharacterized. Gene Ontology annotation, molecular function: protein kinase activity; protein binding; ATP binding. The transcript has 30 exons. Lineage: Eukaryota; Metazoa; Arthropoda; Insecta; Hymenoptera; Braconidae. Bases 134 to 17023 code for a protein of 5629 amino acids. Gene Ontology annotation, biological process: protein phosphorylation. The record is from RefSeq and is a predicted model, not a curated record.
GGCUUUGGACUAAAAUAAGAUUCGUUGAUCAAUGUUAUUAUAUAUUUUUGUUAAUUAUGAGGAAUAUUUAGACUGCUUAUACUAGAAGAAUGUGCAUAUCGUUUAUUCGGCAAUAAAUAAUGAAGGAGUGAAAAUGGGGAGCCAGUGUUGCAAGUGUUCAAAUGGAAAAAAUCAGCACGAAGUCACACGAAGUAGACCAACAAGUAUAAAUAUUCGAUUUCAUGGAAACCAGGAGAUAUCAACAUUUCGCUAUAAAUUUCGACCGGAUGAAAAUAUCGACCCAUAUAAAUCGAAGACAUCGAGGAGGCAUUAUAUCAGCUACCAUCCUUGUAUAACUGACAUUCUGGAAAAUAAAUAUUCUUCAGCCAAUGAUGUUGAUGAAAUGCCACAACGAAUCAAACCAAUGAAUAACAACGGCAUUUUGUGGGAGCCCCAAAAAAGUGAUCCACCAACCUUCAUUAGAAAACUUAGUGAUUUGGCUGUAAAAAUUGGCACAAGAACACGAUUUCUUGUCGAAAUUCAGAGCACUUCAUGUACCAAGGUGACAUGGCACAGAAAUGAUGAACCCAUUCAGCUUGGGUCACAUUUUUCACUUAUUCAUGAAGGGAAUUUUCACUGCAUCGAUGUGGCACCAGUCACUAUUGAAGACGAAGGCUAUUGGACUUGUAUUGCUGAAAAUGAUAGUGGACGAUCAUCCUGCAGUUGUUUCUUAAAUGUACUCAUACCAAAAGCCUACAAAAAACCCCAUUUUAUUGAAGAAUUGCGAGCGCUUUUGACAGAAAGUGGGAGUGUUUCCCUAGAGUGCAAAGUACUCGGGGUUCCAACUCCAGUAUUGAAAUGGUUCAAGGACGGAAAAGAAAUGAAAGCUGGAGAUAUUUUUGCUUUAACUGCAUCCUCUGAAGACUCUACAUCCCUAGGUAUAUACCGAUGCGAAGCUGUCAAUUGUAUGGGGGUCGCCUGUUCUUCCUCAAAAGUUCAUGUUAUUGAUUCAGAAGAUGAUGAAAAAUCAAAUUUAUCCAUAAAAUCCUCAGGACAAUUACCAAUAUUUAAAAAAUACUUGAAGAAUGAGUCAUGUAAAAUUGGUGAAAAUCUGGUACUAUCUUGUGAAAUUCAAGUACCACCUUGGCCAAAAGAGGUUGCAUGGUAUAAUGAAAGAGGCCGUGUAGAAUCUAAUGAAAAAUAUCAGAUCGUAGAAGAUGGAUUGGGAGUAUAUUCAAUUGAAAUUCAGGAUCUUGAAGCAAUCGACAAAGGUGAAUGGAAGUGCGUUGCAACGAGCUUUGAAAAUAUUAAACAAUUGACAACAUGUAAUAUCUCCAUGUUGAUUCCAAAAAAUUAUAGGAUUCCGCGAUUUAUGGAGGAUCUUCGAGCAAUUCUCACAGAAGAAGGUUUAGUAUCAUUUGAAUGCAAAGUAGUUGGAUUUCCAACACCUAUAUUAAAAUGGUUCAAGGAUGGUGAAGAAUUAAAACCAGGCGAUGUUUAUCAAUUAACGGGAACAAAUUCUUUGGGUUCAUAUUGCUGUAUCGCAAGAAAUUGUAUGGGUGAAGCGAAAAGUACAGCUGAACUCACUAUUGAAGAUAUCGACAAGCAGCUCAAUGAAGAAGAGCGUUUACAAUUAGUCAAGGAAUGUACUCAAGUACCCAAAUUCAAGAUGGGUCUCAAAUGUUGUGAAGCAAAAAUUGAUGAAAAUUUCACAUUUUCUGUUCGAAUUGAUGUAACAUUAUCAUCAGAACCAUCAAUUUCCUGGUACCGUAAUAAUGAAUUGAUAACUGAAGAUGUCAAAUAUAAAUUGAUCAAGAGCACAUUGGGUAAUUUUCAUUUAGAAAUUACGAAUUUGGAAUUGAUUGAUCAAGCACAAUGGAAAUGUUUAGCUGAAAAUGAUUUUGGUCACAGUGUUACAUCAUGUUUUCUGAAACUUAUUAUCCCAAAACAUUUUAGAAAACCAAAAUAUCUGGAGAAUCUCAAAGCCGUGCUUUCUGAGGAUGGGACAGUUAGCCUCGAGUGCAAAGUCAUAGGAGUUCCUCAACCUGCCCUCACGUGGUACAAAGAUGGUAUUGAACUCAAACCCGGAGAUAUUCACAGAAUUAUAUCAGGUGGGAAUGGUACAUGUUGCUUAGGUACAUAUACUUGUCGAGCCACUAAUUGUAUGGGAUCAGUGAGCAGUUCAGCAUCUCUGGUUGGUAUCGCAAAUGAAACAAAACAAGUGCAAAGACAAGAAAAUGAACAACUUGAAACAUCAGCAAAGAACGUUUCGCUAUCUACAAUUCACGAAGAGCGAACUUCUCAAUUGUAUGAUACACCUCAAACUGAAAAUUCAGUAACUUUAGAUGAUCAUGGAGAAAUUUCGUUUAGUUUCGAUGGAAAAGAAAUUUCAGUCAGCCUCUACGAAACUCCAGAUUUAACUGAGGAAGAUGCUAUUCAAAUUGUCGAAAUGUACGCAAAUCAAUUAUCCGAGCACAUAAGUGAGGGCGAUGUCAUAGAACUUCCACCAAUGCGUUUUACCAAAGAAACGUCAACUACCGGUAAUUUACUAAUGGAAGCAGUUGUCAUUGAUGUUUCACCUGACUAUUUCAUUCGAAAUGAAAAGUUUGAAGAUCUCCGUACGGAGGUAGAUGUUGAAGAUGUUUCAAUAAUGGAUGAUCAUUCACAAAGUAAUAUAUCAUCUUAUUCGUCAGCAAUAGGGGGACAAUCCCCUUUAAGACCACUGAGAAAAAGACAAAAAUCUAUGGAAAGUAGCUCAUCAAAAAGCGAUCAUAGUAAAAAAAGCCACCGCAAAUCAAUAAAAACCUUGGAUUUAUCAGAUGAUUAUCACAGUGCUAACGAGCCAUUAUCUAUGGAAGGGCAAUUUUCACUUGCCAAUGAAAAUAUUAGCACUUAUGCUUCUGACGGUGAUGUAUUAUCAGCGGCUUUUUCCGAAAAAAAUUCUCUCAACAGCAACGAAACGAAUAGUGAUGUCAAUGGAGCAUUACAAGCGACGAAUCUUCAAUCAGUUACUGUGGAUAUCACUGACAAUGAUGCUAUCAUUCCAAAACCUUCCAGCAACCCGUCUGAGAUACCCUACACACCCAUUGAUUUGAAGAGAAUAAAUAUCGCAAUGUCGGCUCUAGAACAGGCAAUUCAAAAAAUUUUUCUCCUAAAAGAGGAAAAUGAUGAUUCAGGGAUAUUCAUUAUUGCUGAAAAACUUGAAAUUAUUUACCAGUGUCUUCAUCCAUUCAUGUCUAGUGUUCGUUCAGAUAGAUCAUAUGGAAUUAUUGAAAAUUAUAUCAACGAACUUGUCAUUACAACUCUAACUGAACCAUUAGAAGACCUUGCCGAAAUAACAAUAUAUUUUUGUUCAUCGCCGCUCACCAACCAAAGUUUAUUGAAUGAUUUCGAAAAAGUUGCAAAAGACUUUCAACUAAAACUCGAAACAUUAGUCGUAGCUUUGAAAACAUAUGAAAAUGAAUUCUCUGAGAAAGAUAUUACAGAAAAUUAUAGACAGUUAGUGCGACACCUAUAUUGUAUUAUGAAUGACAUUUCCAACAUAUUAUUGGAAACAUUGUCAAAUAAUAAUACGAUGGGAGAGAAAAUUUUGCAUUCAACACCUGAGAAUAACGAAAGUAAAACUGACAUAUUUGAUAAAGAUCAUGGAGAAUUCCCAGAAACAAUUGAUCAAGUAUCUCUAAUAUUGAGCAGCAUACAUUUCGAAUUGUCCUCCAUAUUGGAGAGAGCAUCGGCUAAUAGCUUUGCUGCAAUUAAUAAACCCGAAACAUCACCGAAUUUUAUAGAUAGUAUCGAAGACCUACGGCAAUGCAUUGGUGACAUUACAAUUACUUUAGCGACAUCAGUACGUCAUGUUGAUGAUAUGUCAGAGAAUACUUACGAUUAUGUGGCAAAUGAAUUCAAAAAGUUGCGAGUUCCUCUAAGUCAUUUGCAAGAAAACCUUUCAACUCGAGAAUAUCAACCAGAGGAAAUAUAUAUAUUAAAGGAUAUGAUGAGCCCUAUAAGUAACUUGAAAACAGUAAUUCUAAACCUUACCAAGAAACACCAUUCCGAGCUUGGAAUAAUUCAAUUAUUAGAAAUCAUAGAGAGACAUGUAGCUUUGGUUGCCAUUACUUCUUCCAAUGAAACUUUGAUUGACGAAGUUGAGAAAACUGAAGGGAUUUCUCCAUCAUUACAAAAGGAACAAAGGGAAGAAGAACUGACAAAAUCAACUAUGAAUAUGAAUCUUGAAGAGUGCAUAAACUCAGAAACAGUCUCAGAUUUGGCUCGAGCUGAAAAAUUACACCUGUGGGCAUUGACAAUUCUAGAACCAUUAAAUCGUCUAGCUAAUACAGCACUAUCACUGGACAAAUUGACUGACGAUGAAGUACAUACACUUCUCUAUAAGCCCUUGGAUGCACUGGUCAAACAGAUCGGCCUAAUCAAAUCUCAAAUAAAUCAGGUGACUAAACAAUCAUUAGAAAAUGACGUGGAGACAAUCUGUGAAGAAUUUUUACGAACAGCUGACCAAUUAUGUAAUGUCAUAGGAAUCAUCAUUGAAAUUUGGCGAAAAGAAUCAACAAAACCUGUGGUGAGGCAAAAUCUUGAAGAAUUCCUAUAUUCAGCUUCUGAUUUAUGUGAACAAUAUAAAUUCCUUCAAGAGAAACUAAUUGUACAAACACUAAAGAGCUGUUCUGAAGACCAAAAAACGAAUACCCCCGUCAUUGAAAGUAUCAUAGCAGUAAUAGAGUCUCUUCAGAGCAUUAAUGAUACUAUUAAAAUAACACUCAAUACUACGACACUUGAAACGGUUACUAAAGAGAAUUUAUCUAUGGGUAUUUCCAUGGAUAAUGAGAAACAGAUAAAAUACAAAGAUAUUGAGAACUUGAAUAAUCACUCUUGGAUCGAAAAGCCUUCGCAGGUGAUAGAAAACAUUUUUGAUAUACAAGACUCAUUGCAAUCAGAGCAAGUAUCGACUGAAUGUCCUCCAUAUUCAUCGGUCCCUCUUCACACUACGUCUAUCGGCCAUGAAAUUUCACCAGAUAUCAUGCCUCGGAUUAACCAAGAAAAAACUCCGAAAAUAGCUCACUACAAUGAACCAUUAGAGACCAAAAAAAGAGAGAUACAAGUUGAAAAAUUAUAUGAAUCAUUACCACCAAAUUCUACAAGUAAAAUUAGUGAGAAAUCAGAAAUUAUGAAGAAUCUAGUUGAAGAUACAACCCACAAAACUUUUCCUAUCCAUGAUGCAUUAGCAAAUUCUCAAAUUGCGAAUAAUUCAAUGAUAGAUUAUCCAUCCAAUUAUGCUUUUGAACGAGCGCAAAUUUCAUCUGAUGUUGAAAUUCUCGAAGAUUUUCAGGUAUCAUUAGAAAGCAGUAUUGAUCGUAUUGUAGAAGACGAAUUGGAUCGUCAAGGUAGACUAGAUUGUGCAUCUGUCGAUUUCAUCAAACUUGUUCAAGACAAAGUGCAUGUCACUAUAUCAGCAAACUCUAACAUAAAUCGACAAUCAACAUUGGAAGAUAUGGUUCGUGAUAUCACUGUGGAACAACUUCAAACUGUCAAAUCAAAUGAGAAUGAGACCACCAAUGAUAAUAUCGAUAUUUCAUUUCCACCCUUGCCUGAGCAGGGAUCAAAUCGUACUUUGGUAAAACCGUUACAAACCAUGCAAAAUAUUCUAUGUAUCAAUGAAGAGGGUACAACGGAAGAAAAGCCCCAGGGCAAAGAAUUAUAUCAAUCAUUAAUGCCAGAUUCAACUCUGACGAUUAUUGAAGAAUCAAAGACAAUGAAAAAUUCAGAUAUAAAGAAUGAUGAUGAGAAAAAAUUGAUUAACUCAACUUUGCUCAGUCAGGAAGCAUUGGUAGACUCCCAAAUUGUGAAUAAACCAAUUAUGAAUACUUCACAAAAUUAUGCACUAGAACAAGUCCAAAAACCAGUAGAAAAUAAUGUUUCCCAAGAUUUCCAAGUGUCAUUACGAGAUCAUAUUACAUUCAUUAUAGAGGACGAAUUAGAUCGUCAAGGCGCACGAAAGUGUGGAUCGAUUGGUUUCAUUAAUCAUGUUCAGGAAAAAGUGCAUAUCAUAAUGUCGAAACGUUUUGAUAUAAAUCAGAAAUCAAUAUUGGAAGAGAUGGUUCGUGAUGUCACCGUGGAAGAGCUCCAAACUAUCAAAUCCGAAAAUAAUGAAGUAGUUAUCAAUGAUAAUCAUUGUAUGCCGUCCACACUUGUGUCUGAACAAAAAUCAGCCAAUAUUUUGAUAGAAUCGUCACAAGUCAUGGAAUCGAUACUGUGUCUUAAUGAAAAAGAGCCGGAAGAAAUUUUUCAUAAUGAAUUAGAGAAAGCAAGAGAGGAAGUGCAAGGAACAGAAUUAUGUGAAUUAUUACCACCACCAGAUUGUGUACAAAGAUUUCAUGAAAAAUCUAAUCCUAUUGAAAGUUUAGAGAGAAAUCAUGAAAUAGAUGAACCAAUCAAAGAAACAUUUACCACCCAUGAGCCAACACAAGAUUUUCAAAUUCUAAAUAACCUAAUAAAGGACAAUUCAUCAAAUUAUAAGCUAGAACAAAUGAACAUUUUACCUAAUGUUGCGCAUGACAAUGAUGCAAGAGAAAACAAGUGUCUCGAAGGUUCUGAAUUAUCAUUAGAAAGUCAUAUUACUCAAAUUAUAGAGGACGAAUUGAAGCGUCAAAGUAAGCCAGAGUGUGAGUCGAUUGAUUUAAUCAAACUGAUUGAGGCAAAAGUGCAUGCCACCGUAUCAAAAUUUUCUAAUUUAGAUCAGCAGUUAUUAUUCGAGGAGACGGUUCGGGAUAUCACUGUGAAAGAGUUGCAAUGUAUUAAAUCACAUAACAACAAAGGUACCGACGACAAUUUCAAUACUCCAUCGAUACUCGUACGUGAGACAAAAAAAGAUGAUAAGCCCACACAACAGUUGGAAAUUAUUCAGAAUUUAAUCCAUAUUAAUGACAAAGAGUUUCAGGGCAUGGGUGAUGAUGAAUCAUUUGAAACAACGAAAGAAAAGAGACAGGCCAAUAAAUUAUGUGAAUUAUUACCAUUAGAAUGCGCGCCAACAAUUGUUGACAAAUCCGAAGCCAUUAAUAAUUGCAUGAGAAAUGAUGAAAUAGAAGAAUCCAUCAAUGAAACAUUUACUGUUCUUGAAAGAUUAGAAGAUGUUCCACUCAUAAAUGAACCAAAUAUGAAAAAAUCUUUUACUGAUGUACCAGAACAAACGCAAGUUUCACUUGACGCAGAGAACAAUGAAGUUGGACCAAGUUUCGAGACAUCAUUAAAAAGUGAUAUUAAACACAUUAUAGAGGAGGAAUUGGAUCAUCAAGAUGCACUACAGCAUGCAUCGAUCAAUUUCAUCAAACUCAUUCAAGACAAAGUUCAGGUCACUAUAUCACAAAAUCUCAAUGUAGAUCAGCACUCACUAAUGGAAGAGCUAGUUCGUGAUAUAAUUGUAGAAGAGCUUCAAUCUAUCAAAUUAAGGGAGAAUACAACUGAAAAUAAGACUGCCAGUAAUGAAUCAUUAUCAUUACCUGAAUAUGUAGCAGCUGAUGAUUCCAUGCACCCCAUCAAAUGCAAGGAAUUUGGUGCAGCAAAUCAAUCAAAUGUGUCGUAUGAUGGGCCUACAUGUGAAAAAAUCAUUGAAGAUUGUCAGUUUGAUAAUAGUAAUAAGAUGGCACGUAAUACAUUUGAAAAUAAAGAAACGGAUAAUGAGGAUAAUGAAAAAUUCAGCUUCAUACCUAACGAGAUUAGUCUCAACGACCAGAUCAGAAAAUUAAUCUCAAUAGAAUUACGGAAUACCAUCGUGAAUUGGAUUGAGGAAAAAAAACUUGUUGGUGGUAUUAAACAUAAUAUUGAAAAAAGUAGUCUAUCAAUAUUCAAUAAGGGAAUUUCUCUCGAAAAUAUUACAUCAUCAAUCCAGAAUGAAUUUGAGAAACAACUAAUGAGUAUUUUUGGAAUUGAGAGCUUUCUGCCGAAAACAAGUGAAUACAAUUCUGAAACAAUCACAGAUAUAAUACUCAAGCAUAAAAUCGAGGAGCUAGUCAUCGCCACGUUCGAAGUAAUAUUGGAAGAAUCAGCGAGCCAAAAAACAUUAAUAGAGACUAUCAAAUAUAACAUAAAGGAAAUUAUGAAAAACGAUGGAAAGUUUUUCCAUCAUUCAAUAUCUGAUAGAAAUAUCGAACAACUUAUCAUUAUGGAAUUGGCAAUGCGAAAAAAACAAAUUUUUAAACGUAACAAUAAUCCAGAACUACAACAAAUUUGGCCAAUGGAAAUAUCCAUGGAUGAUAGUAAUGAAAAUGUAACCAAGGAGUUGGUCGUACGCGAUGUGGAACAAACAUUUGUUAAAGUGUCUCAGGAUGAUGGACAGAAAGAAUGGAUCAAGUCAAUAAAUCAUGUAACAAUUUUAAACAACCCAUUGGUUUUCCAUUGUCAAUUUUCAGAUCAUAGCCUAGAAGAGUUGAGUUCAAUGGGAUCAGAAAUCCAAAUUGUCAAUGCGGCUCAAUCUUGCGAUCAUGAUGAACUACAAAACAUUAGACCGACCACAAGUAUUACUGAUAUCGCUCUUGGAGAGGCCAUUGAACCGCUGAUAAUAUCUAAGCUCGAAAGUCAAUCUGCUAAAAAGAUUGAACUAGAGCAAUACAUAGAUCCUCUCAAGCCCACCUCCCAAUCAAUCAUUUUACAAAACCCAGUAACUUCAAGUCAAUGCAUACAUGAAGAAUGCACCCAAGAUCUUGAAAUUGCUGAAUUAAAAAAACCUGAAGCCAACGUUGUGACGAGUGAUGCUUCUAUGACCUUGGGAAGAGAACUCAUAGAAAAUAUUUCCGAUUUCACACCUACAGCCAUAAUACUCGGACGACCUAGUACCGUGGACAUUGAAUUUCUGUGGGAAAUUCCAAAAGAUGCAGUGAGCUCUGAAGCGUUCGAUCAUCAUAUUGCUGCUCUUCAUCAAAAUGAUGUCCUACAGGCUGCAUCACAACGUCAGCAACAAAUUUUCAAUUGUCCGCAAACAUUUGACGAAAUGAUUCCCAAUGAAUAUACUCAAAAUAUGAUGGAAAAUUAUCCAAUAGAUUCAAAUGUAGUAGUUGCAGAUAUGGAUUCUUCCAAUACCGCAUCACAACAUCAAGUAAACGUGCAGAUAUGGCAACCUGGACUGGUGGUGACAGAUGAAGCCCACAAUCCAGAUAAUGGAAAUAUACCUGAAAAAAAUCAUCCGAAUUAUAUAAAAAAAUCAAUUGAAGAUGAAAACGGAAAGUUAUCAGAGGGACUAUUACCAGUAUGUGGAGAACAAUCCUCUGGAGAUUAUUUUCACAAGGACCAUAAUGAUAAAAUUCACUCGAAGAAAAUACUUUCUGCAGACAAUAGACAUGUUUUGAAUUUUGUAGAGGCUAUAAAAGAAUUGAACAUUACAGAUAAGACUGCUGACGACAAUCCAUUAUGCACAAUCAAAAGUGUAGGAGGUACGGAAAUUGCAGAAUCCAGUCUCUCCUGUGGAAUAUCUGAAGAAUGGAUUCAAGAUAUUAUAUUGACAGAGUUCAAUAAAGGAAAAAUAGAACCUCUCAUGAUGACAAAGGCUCAUGUAAAUGACUUUAUAAUGGAUAUUUACGAAAACAUUCAUGAAAAAUUGGAAAAAAUGUAUCCAAAAGAUAUGCUGGAAUAUAGCAAGUGCUUGGUAUUGGAGAGAUUACAUGAAUUGAUAAUGAAUGAAAUAAGUACAAUGACAAUAAGAAAAUUGGAAGAACCGUCAAAAUAUAAGAGAGAUCACUCGAUCAAUUUACAUGUUGAUGAUGUGGAAAUAAAACCAGAACCAAUCAAUAUCAUGGGUGUGUAUGAUGGCGAGAUAAGGAAUAUGAACAUAUCUAAUGAAGAAGUGGUUGAAAAUUUUGAAAAAAAUGAUCGCGAAACAGUGAAUGGUAGUGCAGAAAAUUUGGAAAAAACGGCAAUAGACCAAAAGAAAUUAGAAGAAAUUUUAAAUUCUCAGCAAGAUGAAAAGUCGCACGAAAUAUCAGGAGGCACAUAUGGAGAGUCCGAUCUCAGUAAUAUUCAGCAACAAAUGACAUCAAUGCCAUCAGCAACAAAUGAUAAAUUGUCGAAGAGACAAGUAGUAGAACCAAACGACUGCUCAAUAAAACCCGACAAACAAUUAAAAACGAGUAAUAUUAUGCUUGAUAUAGAGUCAAAAAAUAUACUUUCCAAAGAUAAAGUGAAAGAUGUGAUAGAAAAGCACGAUGAAGUUUUAAAUGAUAUUUCUAAAAGCAAUAAUGAACAACAAUUGACAGUGAAUAAUGAAAGAGACUUUAUGAGAGAGAAAAAUUUGGUUGACGCAAAUGUAAAAGAAAAUCAAGUCUCAAGAAAAGAAGCUAUUCCCAGCAAUUCAUACGAAGAUGAAGCACGUGUAAAAAGACAAAACAGACAGAAGAGUCGAAUGAAUGAACAGAAGUUAUUUGAAUCUCACGAUACAAUGAACAAUGAAAUUCACCAAGUACAUGAAGAUUAUGAGCAAUCACAUACUGAACGAGAAAUUUUAAACAGAAGUGAAAAAGUCAAGAAAAUUGGUUAUACUAAAACAAAAGAGGCAGAUAAUAUACCGCAAAUCUUGGAAAGAAAUGUUGAGACGAUGGAAAAACUAACGAGAAAUCAAAUCCCUCCUUCUGAAGCAACAGAUAAACUGGAAAGCAGUCAAUAUAUUGGAAUUGGACUAAAACAACGAUACAUGUCUGAUAUAGAAUCAUAUAACGAAGACUUACUUUCGAAAUUGGAUUUGGGGGAGACUAACGUAACUAUAAAUUCAGAGUCAUCAGAAUCCUCGGUAUCAAAUAUGAUCUUAGGAGAAUUGAAAGAACGAGACACUUCAAGCUUUCUACCGUCAAUAUCAAUUGACAUCGACGAAUUCAUGACGAAUGAUCGAUCCCAAUAUUCUGAUCUCUCAGACAAAAAAUUGGAUCGAUAUCAAAAGUCUGAUGCUGAUAGGGAAUACUUACCUGGCCCAAGAAAUAAAGGGAAAAAACCGAUUUUCUGUAUGAAAUUAAUAGACCGAACUGCAGCUGCAGAAUCAAGAAUAAAAUUGACUUGUACAGUACUCGGUGAUCCUGAACCUUUUAUGCUGUGGAUGCACAAUAGUAGAGAACUAUUGCAAACGAGUAACCGAUAUUGCAUAACGAACGAUAAUGGAGUAGUAUCUUUGGAAAUUUAUUCAGUAAGACCUCAAGAUUCUGGAGAUUAUACCUGUAGUGCUAAAAAUAUUUACGGUGAAGCAUACACUGAAGCUAAAUUGAAAGUUUACGCUGGCUAUGAAUCUACACAGUUAUUGCCUAUCUUCACAAGACCGAUGAAAGAUACAUUCAAGUUCGGUGACGAUAAACUCGUUCUGGAGUGUAGAGUGAGAGCUCAACCUCCACCGGUCAUAACGUGGUUGAAAGAUGGAAAAAUUAUAGAAAUGAACGACAGAUACAGACAAAGUGAUCUAGCAGAAGGAAUAUGUCGCUUACAAAUAUCCAAUCCAGGUGAUUAUGAUAAUGGUCUGUACACAUGCAGAGCAGAGAAUAAAUCUGGCUUCAGUGAAUGCAAUUCUCAUUUUACAUAUCAUGACAAUGCAGUUACUCCAAAUUCUGACGGAGCGAGUAUGAGGACUCAUAAAAAAAGACCUAUUUUAACUACUGAAAUGCAUUCCACUAUGGGUUAUGACAUGUAUUCAUCCAGUCUGCUGAGUUCUGAUUCAUCUGAUUUUGAGCGUUCCAACGAUACCUAUCGAACAGAUAAGACGUUUGGUAAUAUUGAAUAUGGUAAUGUAAAGUUUGACGGAGGAUACUUAUACUUGAGAGAAAACGGAAAGCCAGCCACAUUUAUAUCACGUCCCGUUGACAAGGUAAUCAAUGCUUGCGUUGGAGAAGAUGUCAGUUUAUCAUUCAGAGUAGGUGGAGUACCUAAGCCAAAAGUGAUUUUGAUGAAGGGACUGGUAGAUAUCACGAACGGCGCUAGAUCGUACAAAGAAAGUCAUGAUGAUUAUGUUAGAAUUACAUUCAAGAGGAUUGAGUAUCAGGAUGAGGGAACAUACUGUAUUCUUGUUAAAAAUCGUUAUGGCUAUGAUCGUAGUUUCUUCACGAUCAGGAUUAAACAACGUGCAAGGUCAUUAACGCCAGCAAGAUCAACAGAAUGGAAUUUCGAGAAUAUGAAUAAGUACCUGAGUCAUAGUCACGAGCCAAAGCCAUCAGAAUUCAAAUUCAUACCAGGUCCUAUCUCUAGUGAACCCGUAGUGAUCGACGGUGGAAAAACAUGGUUGGCUUUAUCCUGGGGUAAAGCUGAACAACGAGGACCAGCAUCAAUUAUCGCUUACCGAGUUGAUGCAUGGUUACUUGGUGGUGAUUGUGGAGCCCGAUGGAUAGAGCUCGGAGUAACAUCAACCAAUUCAUUUGAUGCCUUCAAUUUGUGUCCCGGCAAAGAAUAUAAAUUUAGAAUUACACCAAGAAAUCAAUAUGGAUGGGGAGAAUCUGUAACUAUGACGAAUUCUGUCAUUGUAAAAGAAAUUAUAAAAUUUCCCGAAUUUUCAAAAAUGUUGCCAAGUCAAUUGAAAGCACUCGAAGGGACGACGUUGAAAUUAGAUUGCGAGAUUAAUAAUAAUAAAUCUUCCACUCACAUACGAUGGUACAAAGAUAGUGCCGAACUCGAUGGAACACAUGAUCCAAGAUUCAUCAUCCAUAAUAUCGAUUCAAAAUGCUCUUUGUCAAUUGUUGAUAUCAAAGAAAUUGAUUCGGGUAGAUAUGUUUGUGAUGCUACAAACGUUGCUGGAAGGGUAUCAACUUUUGCAAGAGUGCAAGUCGUUACUGAUCCCAAGAUUGCCGAUGCAGAUGAAAAAUUACGAACGAUGAGAACAAUCGAUAGUAUGAGUGAAGAGCGAUCACCAGAAUUUACGAUGAGACUUCGAGAUAGACGUGUCCAAGCAACAUAUCCCGUGAGAUUAACAUGUCAAGUUGAUGGUAAUCCAGAGCCCGUAGUAACUUGGUAUAAAGAUGAAGAAAAAAUUGAUAUUGAAGGUAUGAAUUGUCAAGUGGAAAAUAUGAGUAUAUCGAAAGAUGAGGCCCAUUUUCAUACUUUGGAAAUAAGUCGCUCGAAAAUUGAUAAUACGGGUAAUUAUAUGGUAAGAGCGCAAAAUGUCCAUGGAUGUUUAUCAUGUCGCUGCCAUCUUAUUGUGGAUGAGGGCAUAAGGGCAUAUAUUGCUCCACAAUUUACGCACUUGCUGAAUUCAAUCUAUACUGUGAUUCAAAAUCAUGAACUUCGAAUGACUGCGCAACUAGAAGCUUAUCCCGCUGUUGGUAUUACUUGGUACCGGAAUGGAAAGCGCCUUCGUCCCAAUAGAAAUACAGUAAUGUCAUUGCAUCAUGAUGGAACUGUAGAACUGACGUUAGCUCAUGUAUCAUACAAAGAUUCUGGUUUUUAUUGUUGUAUAGCAACAAAUGAAGUAGGACAAGCCGAAAGUAAAACCCAAAUACAUGUUUUAACAAAUGGUUAUGAAAAUGAUGUUGAAAAUUCCCUUCAAUUAUCAAUGGAAAUUGGACAAUCCUCAAACAUACCGUAUUCCAAAGAGCCGGUAUUCAUUACAAAACCACUGUCAACAGAUGCUUUUGAAGGUGAUAAUAUUAUCAUUGUCUGUCAAGUUAUCGGAGAUCCUGAGCCAGAUGUUAUCUGGCUUCGCGAUUUUUUACGGCCUGAUUAUUACAAAGAUGCCCCACAUUUUCGACCAGUGGGCUUAGGCCCACAAUAUCAGCUUGAGAUUCCAUAUGCUAAGUUGGAUUUCACUGGAACAUAUUCUGUCAUAGCUAAGAAUUGUUUUGGAGAAGCUAAAGCAGUAAUAUCUCUUCAAAUUUAUGCUAGAGAUCCCGAAAGGCAAGAGAUUAAUAGGAAACAGACAGUAAAACAUAGUGAAAUACAAACAUUGCCAGUAAUUAAAAGCCCAUUGAAGAAUAUUCGAUGUUGUGAUGGAGAUGCCGUUACAUUCAUUUGUAAAGUUGAUGCUACUCCACCACCGUGUAUUCGAUGGGAAAGAGGAAAUAAGUUAGUGCCACUUCAAGAUGAUGUAAUUUUCGAUUUUGAGAAUGAAACGGCACAGUUACACAUACAACAAGUAUAUCCAGAAGAUGAAGGCGAAUACGUUUGUGUAGUUUAUAACGAUCUAGGUAGUGCAUACACGUCAGCCUGCUUGAUAGUGGAUGUACCUGAAGGUAAAGAAAUAUCUAUCAACCGAAGAUUGAAGAAGCCCAUACGUUUACUCUCUCCAAAUGCAACGCCCAUUUCAACUCCAAGGUCAACACCAAUACGGAGCCUAUCGCCGGCGUGCGUCAUGCGAGAGCCGACGCAGAAAACUGGACGACGUCCGAGAAUGCCUGCUGCACCGAAAUUUUAUGCUAUACCCCAUAAUCGUGUUGCUGAAGAAGGAGACACUAUCAGAUUCCAGUGUGCCGUCACAGGACAUCCAACACCCUGGGCAAAUUGGGACAAGGAUGGCACAACUGUUAUAUCAACUGCAAGAAUUUCUAUCAGAGAGAAGGACGAUUUGAGAAUUUUGGAAAUUGUGCAAAUCACAUAUGAAGAUGCUGGACUUUACCGAAUCACAUUAGAAAAUGACAUUGGUAGAGUCGAAGCGACUGCGCGACUUGAAGUCAUACGAGGUAAACAGGGAUCUAUAUCAAGGGGAAUUGCACAAACUUCUUCGAGACAGAUACAUUUAACUAACGAUCGCCCACAUAAUCAUGCAGCAUUGACUGCAGAGAUCAAGUGCGCAGAAUUUAAUUCUACCCAGAGUCGAAAAUAUUUGAAAAAUUUAUCCAAUCUAUCAAGCCCAUUUGAGAAUGCAUUGUCAUAUUUAAAGGAUAAAUUCGAUUCUAAAGACACUGACAAGAUACAUACUCCAGCUAUUUCAUCAGCACUUUUAGCAAUCUAUAGCAGGUUUCUAGCAGAGGCGGUGCAGUGGUUCCAUAAAGGCCAGGAGGAAAUGAUACUGAAUGAUCAUAUAAAAAUUCAAAGUAUAAUGGGUCUUUCUCACCGAACUUUGAAAAAAAUUACGUGCAAAGAAGCAGGGAAAUAUAGUAUAUGCCUUGAAGAUGCAGUUGGCAGAGAUUUAAUCGAUUCAUCAAUUGUGAUAAGCCCAAGGAGUAUCACAACAGGGAAUGGUAUACCAGCAGUAUCCGAAUGUGGUUUUCAAGUUAGUGAUAUUGGUAAAUCACAGAUCGGAAAUAUUACAAAAAACAGAAUGGACAAUUCCUCAAUGAAAACGGACGGCAUAGAUGAGGAAGAUUCCGAAGAUUUGGGUGAAACAUCACAAUCUUUCAUCGUUGAAGUGAUGCCGAGAUACAUCUUUGAUGCCCACUUUGACACCCUUGAGGAAAUUGGUAAAGGUCGAUAUGGCGUUGUUCGAAAAGUAAUCGACAAAUCGACCAAAAUACAUCGAGCAGCAAAAUUCGUUCGAACGAUUAAAGCCAAGGAUCGUCAACAAGUACUGAAAGAAAUUGAUAUUAUGAAUGCAAUGAACCAUCCUAAGCUGUUGCGAUUGAUAACUGCCUUUGAAGGUUCAAAAGAAAUGAUUAUGGUUACAGAAUAUAUCUCGGGAGGAGAAUUGUUUGAGAGGGUUGUAGCGGAUGAUUUCACAUUAACAGAAAAAGAUAGUAUACUUUUUGUCAGACAAAUUUGUGAGGGAGUUGCCUACAUGCAUGAUAAACACAUAGUACACAUGGAUUUGAAGCCAGAAAAUAUAAUGUGUCAAUCACGUACGUGCCAUCGAAUAAAAUUGAUUGAUUUUGGUUUGGCUCAAAUGCUUACACCGAAUACGCCAGUACGAGUAUUGUUUGGAACGCCAGAGUUCGUUUCUCCGGAAAUAAUUAGUUUUGAACCUAUUGGUCCAGAGUCAGACAUGUGGAGUAUCGGGGUCAUCUGUUAUGUACUAUUAACGGGACUAUCACCUUUCAUGGGUGAGAGUGAUGCAGAAACAUUCGUCAAUAUUACGCGUGCUGAUUAUGAUUUCGAUGAUGAAGCUUUCAUUGCCAUUUCCAAAGAAGCCCUUGAUUUUAUCAGUUCACUUUUAAUUAAGAAAAAAGAAUUGCGAAGAUCGGCAAGGAAUUGUCUGACACAUCCUUGGUUAACGCAGUGUGCAGAAAAGAUGAGUCAAGUAGUUUUAUCCACAGAUAAAUUGAAAAAUUUCAUUAUUAGACGAAAGUGGCAGAAGACUGGCAAUGCUAUUCGUGCUUUGGGGAGAAUGGCGAUCCUUUCGGCUAAAAGUCGAAAAAAUACAUUGACCGAAGCAGCAUCUGGGGAAUUUGAAAAUUUUGAUUCAUCUUAUGACGAUUCACCAAAAGAUAAUCCCGAUUCACUAAAGUUAACAUCACACUAUCCCACAAAUAAUUCUUCACCAGAGAUAAUCAACGAUGAAGAAUCAUUGAUAAUGAAAGGCACACGUUUAGAGAAAAAUUUCAACAUGGCCACUUCCGAUGAAAGAAAUUAUUUUUCACAAGGAGAAUGCAAAAAGGAAACAAAACAUGGAUUAUUUGAUGAAAGUGGAGAAAUAUGCGAAAUCAUAGCUUUUGGCAGAGAUGAUAAUAUCAGUAACAAAGAUAUGAAUAUUUCAGCACUAAGUCAAGAUUCGCAGGAGAUGAAUGUAGUGUUAGAUGACAAAAAAUUAAAACCAUCUUUUUUUUUUAAUAAUUUUUCAACCAUUUACGAAAUGACUCUUGAGAAUGUUGAAGGACCCACUCCAAAUGAACGUGAAAUGCCCCUAUUAUCUCGAAAUUCUUUUAGCACUUGUGAUGACACUGUUUUAUUGAAUAAGGAUAGUUGUGAAACUAAUAACCUGCAGCUGGAUAAUGAAGAUGAAGAAGGUGAGAUCCCAAGGAUAAUAACAACAACAACAAUGACAUCCUUGCGACAUGUACGAACCGGGAAUGUUAGCCGCACUGCAAAACUUUUUGAAACAGCAGAAGAUGUGUCAGUAGUACUUCAGCAUCCAUCUAGUGGCUUAAAUUUACCUUCUACUAGAGGCGCACGACUACACAAUGAAAGAAUUCGCAAAGUCUUCGAAUUUUGGAAUAAAUAGCAAUUAUAUAUAUUCAUCAACUUUUUUAAUAACGAAACGUACUCUCAAAUAUCCCUAAAAAAAUGUCCCGCAAGUGAAUGUCAUAGAAAAAAUGAAGUAUUAUAUAUUAUUUACUGGGGAUAUAUCUUAAGAAUUAACAAGUUCCCAAAUGAAAAUAAAAAUCACAAAUGGAACAUCCA